AUGGAGCGCUUUUUACCCGCCAUUGUUGUGAUUGUGUCACUAACCAGAACUGAUGGCCGUCAUAUUGACCUGUCGCAUCGCAGAUUAGACAAGGUACCGAUUAACAUUUCGUCAACAACAGAGAGCAUGGACUUAAGCUGGAAUCUCCUGAAGGUGAUAUCCAAUUAUACCUUCAUCAAUCUCAACUGUCUGACUUCCUUGGAUCUUUCGCACAACAGACUGUAUCGCCUAGAAUUAGGCGCUUUCAGAGGAUUGUCGAAGCUCUUGUCUCUCAAUCUAAACCAUAACAAUCUUCAACUAACCUACGAUGCCUAUCCUCCUAAUGUCUUUCGUCCACUUCAGCGGUUAGAGACGCUCAAGGUAAUCUACAAUGCUAACACGGACAGGAAAGAUCUUCCAAAUGGAUAUCAAGACCAACGGUUCAGCAGCCUUGAAUUUGUGACAGUGCUUGCCAUUGAUGGCAUUGACGGGCUACCCUUUGGGCGAGGAUUUCUACGCAUGUCUUGUCUGAAGUCUUUACAGGUUAACUUGCUGGGAGCUGUACAGGAAGAAACGCUGGCUGUGUUUGCGAACCUAUCAAUUGAGUCGCUACAUGUCGAGUGCUCAAAGCUUGAAAUUGGCAGCCUACACGUCCUUGUAGCCCAAAACUGCAGAUUUCGACAAGGCUUUUUGCUUGACACUCAUGGUAAAGCCUUUCGAUCUCUUAAGUAUCUAAAAACGCUUGACUUGUCCAACAAUGAUUUAACAACUUUGCACAAAGAUGUGUUUAUACAACUUCUAAACCUUGAAAACUUAAUCCUCAGAAACAACAAGUUAACUGUAAUUCCCGUGGCUGUGCUCAACAUUCAGUGGCUGAGAUAUCUUGAUUUGUCAUUCAAUGUUGUUUCGUCUUUAUCCGCCAAGGAUAUUUGCUGGGUCACAUCUACUCGUUCUUCUCCGAAUAAUAAGUCAGUGACUUUGUCUCUUAAUGAUAACCCCUUCCUCUGUACCUGUGACACGCUUACAUUUGUGCACUUUAUUCAAGACAACUCUCACAAUAUCCUCGAAAAUGGUAGCCUGUCAUGCAGCAUGGGAAAUGGAACAAUGACAAAUAUAAUGAACUUAAAGUCAAAAGUAAAGGAUAUGGAUGUCAGCUGCGUCAGCAAGUUUUGGUUGACAUUUUCUGUUGUUGGAUCCUGUUUGUUAACUCUCUGUGUAAUCUUGGCAAUAUUGGGCUACCGUUACAGAUGGAACAUAAAAUACUGGAUGAGGACAAAAUGUCGUAGAGGCCCUGUAUAUGACGAACUGGCCAUGGAACAUUAUCAAUUUGACGCCUUUGUGGCGUACAAUUCGCAGAAUUACCAGUGGGCCUGUCGUGAUCUACGAAACGUUUUGGAAACUGAGAACAAUUACAAACUUUGCCUCCAUGAUCGUGAUUUCCCUGUAGGUGUCAGCAUACAACAGAACAUUGUAGACGCCGUGAACAACAGCCGGAAAGUCAUCCUGGUGAUCACCAGAACCUUUCUGAGAAGCGACUGGUGUGAGUUUGAAAUUCAAAUGACGGGCAUGCGCAUGGUCAGAGACGGUCGUGAGGACGCCAUUAUUGUGAUCAUGAUGGAAGAGAUCUCGGUGACGGAAAUGCCAAAGUCGUUACUGAAUCUGUGGAAACACAUUACUUUUCUCAUGUGGGAAAAUCAGCAAACGGACGAAGAGGUUUUCUGGGAUCGACUCUUAGAAGUAAUGGCACGCCCUUAA
Molecule: messenger RNA, 1734 nt
Organism: Liolophura sinensis
Lineage: Eukaryota; Metazoa; Mollusca; Polyplacophora; Chitonida; Chitonidae
Product: toll-like receptor 4
Exons: 2
Coding region: 1-1734 (577 amino acids)
Biological process (GO): signal transduction
Cellular component (GO): plasma membrane
Molecular function (GO): protein binding; signaling receptor activity
Source: RefSeq, a predicted model, not a curated record